Molecule: messenger RNA, 534 nt
Organism: Dovyalis caffra
Lineage: Eukaryota; Viridiplantae; Streptophyta; Magnoliopsida; Malpighiales; Salicaceae
Source: the annotation of a GenBank genome assembly
GUAGGAAAAAUAACUCCUAUUUUGUUUUCUAGUUAUGUUGCUCCAGAAUAUGCUUGCACUGGAAUGCUGAAUGAGAAAAGUGAUGUUUAUAGUUUCGGUAUACUUAUCAUGGAAGUAAUUUCUGGAAGAAACCCUGUUGAUUAUGGUCGGCCACAAGGAGAGGUGAAUCUGGUAGAUUGGUUAAAAACUAUGGUUGGGAACCGAAAAUCUGAAGAAGUAGUUGAUCCAAAGUUACCCGAGAUGCCUGGUUCAAAAGCAUUAAAACGUGCUCUCUUGGUUGCUCUUAAAUGUGUUGAUCCUGAUGCAACAAAGAGACCCAAAAUGGGACACGUGAUCCACAUGCUUGAGGCUGAGGAUCUGCUAUUUCGUGAUGAACGUCGAGUUGGGAGAGAAUCUUCCCAUUCACAGCAUGAUUACGAACAAGAGAAUAAUGUUGCUACAAAAUUUGCUGAUAAGCAAUUGGGUGAAGGGACUUCAGACACAAGUGAAGGUGAUAGUGGUAGGAAACAUCAUCAACCAACUAGAUGGAGAUAA